GGAUGAUCACUUCUGAAUGGGACGCACCCCUAGAGCGUCAAGUAUUCAACUCAACACCUGUAAAAGAAAAUUCAAAACGUAACGACGCCGACACUCAUUUCCCAUGGAUAUUUUUUGACAAUGCACCGGCAGCUCACUGAUGUAGUUGGGGUCUGGCUGCAGUGACCAUGGUGCUGUGCUGGGGUAGGUUGUUAGUGAUGGUGGCCAUCUCCCAGGCCCUGGGCUCUCUUCAGCACUCAGAGGAGCCCUCUGUGCCAGAUGAAUGGGUCCUGCUCCAUGUUGUGCAAGGCCAUAUUGGGGCAGGAAACUACAGCUAUCUGCGUCUCAACCACGAAGGACGCAUUAUUUUGCAUAUGCAAAGCCUCAAGGGAGAUGCAGAUCUCUACGUCUCAGACAAAACGCUACGGCCAAACUUUGAUACCUACAAGCUUCAGUCUUUCACCUGUGGCCAGGAUGUGGUGGUGGUCCCUGGGGAUUUUGUUAGGCCUGUUGGAAUUGGGAUCUACGGGCAUCCCUCCUACAUGGAGAGUGAGUUUGAGAUGAAGGUGUUUUAUGACCAGACAGCACUGAGAGAUGAUACUGAGAAAAACUCUUAUUCCUCAGAUGAGACUUCUGGUCAGUCUAAACACUCUCAGGGCCCUGAGGAAGUGAUGGAGGAAGAUGAGUCGAUCCUUUGGACUAUUCUAAUUGGGAUACUUAAGAUCGUAAUUGAAAUUUUGUUCUGAUUUUGAUGUGCCAGUUGCCAAAUUACAACACCUGCCACAAGGAAUCAUUCUUCCAAUUAGAUCAACAACAAAAAAAUGUGGGCCAGAUUUUUGACAAAGUGUAUUGUAAGUUCUUUCUAAAUCUUUAGUAGAGUCACCACCACUCUUUGAGUAAUAUGUAAAUUUCGUCCAUAAUUUUGUUAAAAUGCAAAUUGUAAAUUUGCUUGUCAAAUUAUAUAUUUACAUAUCAAUAGAACUGGUUGCAUUUCCUAUUCUUAACACAAAAUUCUCAAUUUGACCUGUUAUUCUGUUCUGACAUUUUAUUGAUUUUGUUAAAAAAAAAAAAAAAUCUGUGUAUAUGGUGCAUUCAUUUCUUAUGUCUUAAUGUCUUUAACUGAUCUAGGUUAGUUAAUUAUAGGUUUUAAACUGCACUAUGCAAUCCCACAAAUCACCUUGUGACAAACGUUGUACUGUUGUGCCUAUUCUCAAGAAGAGUCUGCUGACUGAUAAACAGCUAAGACUCUUAUAACUAUAACAGUUAUAAGACAAAUAAAAAAUUAGUUAUUUUUGAAAA
Messenger RNA from Xyrauchen texanus (razorback sucker), 1278 nucleotides. RefSeq names its product chromosome 32 C6orf120 homolog (gene c32h6orf120). Lineage: Eukaryota; Metazoa; Chordata; Actinopteri; Cypriniformes; Catostomidae. Bases 168 to 725 code for a protein of 185 amino acids. The transcript has 2 exons. The record is from RefSeq and is a predicted model, not a curated record.